AUGUAUUUUCCAUGCCCUGGCAGCAAGUUCUCCCGUCUCCUUGAUCGUAUCUAUCGACUCUUGGGGCGCAUCCUUUGGCCAUUGUUGGGAGUGUCGGCUAGGAAGAGGAGUUCUCAAGACUCAAGACUCACGUAUAAGAGAGAGCAGAUUUCAAGCUUCUCCACACGCAACAGCACAGGUGGCGACAGCGUUGAGUCGUUCCACGGCAACCGGAAAAUACGAACCUCAAGAAUGGGCUCCUACGGUGCACGAACUUUGGUUGGGCUAAUAUAUGCAAUGAUAACGCUCCGUGAUAUGAAGCGCCUGGCUUGGCACUAA
Molecule: messenger RNA, 318 nt
Organism: Morchella importuna
Lineage: Eukaryota; Fungi; Ascomycota; Pezizomycetes; Pezizales; Morchellaceae
Exons: 4
Coding region: 1-318 (105 amino acids)
Source: RefSeq, a predicted model, not a curated record